Molecule: messenger RNA, 645 nt
Organism: Ascoidea rubescens DSM 1968
Lineage: Eukaryota; Fungi; Ascomycota; Saccharomycetes; Ascoideales; Ascoideaceae
Product: STIMATE family protein
Exons: 2
Cellular component (GO): membrane
Source: RefSeq, a predicted model, not a curated record
CAAUCCUUCAUGGGCUUAUCAGCUCUAUCAGUUUUGAUAUACAAGAGAUAUCGAGAGUACCCUAAUCGAAGACCUUGGAAGAUCUGGUUUUUUGAUGUUUCCAAGCAAGUUAUUGGUGGGAUAUUUAUCCAUUUUUUAAAUUUAUCUUUAAGUUUUCUAAAAAAUGGAGUUAUACCAAAUCAUUAUUUAUAUUCCGGUGUUGAUGGCAAUAGUAUUUCCGGUGAAACUAAUGGCAAUGAUGAUAAUAAUGACAAUGGGAAUCCCUGUAAUUGGUAUUUUUUAAAUAUAUUGUUUGAUACAACAAUUGGUGUCCCUAUACUUUGGUUAUUGAUUUACAUUAUAUUUGAAGGUGGGAAAAGAGCUCAAAUUAGUGGAAUCAGUUCAGGGGAAUAUGGCAAUCCACCUAGUUUUUGGAGUUAUCUGAAACAGUUGGUUUUAUAUGUGGUGGCAUUAAUUUCAAUGAAAUUGAUUGUUUAUAUUUUAUUGAUUUCAGUGCCGAUAUUUGAGGAGAUUGCUGACUGGUUACUAAGCAGAUUCGAUAAUGUUCCAAAUCUUCAAAUCUUUAUAGUGACAUUUUUAACACCAUUGUUAAUGAACUGUUUUCAAUAUUUCUGUAUUGAUAAUAUAAUUCAAAGUUCUCAAUAU